This is a messenger RNA of Synchiropus splendidus (mandarinfish), 2377 nucleotides long. RefSeq names its product threonine synthase-like 1. Gene Ontology annotation, molecular function: pyridoxal phosphate binding. Gene Ontology annotation, biological process: amino acid metabolic process. The transcript has 3 exons. The coding region runs from base 188 to 2356 and encodes 722 amino acids. Lineage: Eukaryota; Metazoa; Chordata; Actinopteri; Syngnathiformes; Callionymidae. The record is from RefSeq and is a predicted model, not a curated record. Gene Ontology annotation, cellular component: cytoplasm.
UGCGUGAAGCUGAACAUGUGCAGUCAUACUCGUUUCUAAAGUACUUUUAACGCGGAUUUUUUUGUGAAAUUUUGCUAUAGAUAAGUGCGUCUUUAAGUACAUUUGGAUGCGACAUUACACCUUUAUAUAAUGCAUUUGCACUUGUGAGCGGUACAGUGUUCAGCACUCUUCUAAGUUCCUCUUCUAAAUGGGUUUACUGAGCGGAAGAGUGGUGGUUGCACUGAGAGCUGCCAGGUGUUUCCACAGUCCACUUCUAUAUUUAAAAUCAUGUUUUUCGAGCAAAGCGGGAGUCUCAAGAGAACGGAAUGUUAUUCUCAUGGGUCCACCCGGAGCUGGGAAGACCACGGUGGGGAAGAUCGUGGCUCACAGGCUGGGGCUUCCUGCCGUUGACAUUGAUGAUGAUGUCUUGGAGACGACUUGGCAGAUGCCAGUCUCAGCCAAGCUGGCCUCGGUUGGUGGAGACCGUUUCCUUGAGGAGGAAGGUCAAGCGCUGUGCAACUUCUCCGCCUCUGGAUGUGUCGUCUCGCUGACCGGAUCCAACCCUCUUCACAGUGAGGCCAUGGAGCAUCUCCGACAGACUGGAUUGGUCGUCUAUUUGGAUGUAGACAGUGAGGACAUCCUGCAAAGACUGUCCAGGAUGAAGGUGAACAGGAUAGUGGGGCAAGAAGCAGGUGUGUCCAUGAAGGAUAUCCUUCAGUACCGGAAGCAGUUUUAUGAGAAAUGGCUUGAUGGUCGGGUCUUGUGUGGGAGAGGAGACGGUGUGGAAGAAGUGGCAGAGAAGGUGUUGAAGUCUGUGGAGAGGUUUGACUCUGAAGAGACGUACAUGUCGACCAGAGGUGAGGGCGCAACUCGAAGUAAAGCGCACUUCAGUGAUGUUGUGGUUGAAGGCCUGGCUCCUGACGGAGGCCUCUACGUUCCUGAGGGCAACCUACCGAGGAUUGACGCCGGCGAAUGGUUGAGACUGGCCGAGAUGUCGUACCCCGAACAGGCUUUGGUGAUACUUGAGAAGUGCAUCCAUCCCAGAGAAAUCUGUGCAACUGAUUUAAGAGACAUGGUCUUCAAGGCGUAUGGGUCCAACUUUGCCAGCGAGGACAUCGCACCUGUCAAACACCUGAUGGGCUGUCAGUACGUCCAGGAGCUUUUCCACGGCCCCACCGCCUCCUUCAAGGAUCUGGCUCUGCAGCUGAUGCCGCAGCUCUUUGCCCACUGCCUCCCGCCCAUGUGCAACUAUCUCAUCCUGGUGGCCACGUCAGGAGACACGGGCAGCGCCGUGCUGAGCGGCUUCCGGAGCCUCCGUGGUGCGGACCGAGACAAAACCGGAGUGUUGGUGUUUUUCCCGGAGGAAGGAGUGAGCGAGAUCCAGAAGAUCCAGAUGACAAGCUUCACCGAGGGAAACGGCAGGGCUGUCAGCGUGAAGUCAGACUUCGACUUCUGUCAGAGGUCCAUCAAGAGGAUGUUUGGCGAGUCGGGGCUGACGGGUCACCUUGCUGUGGAGUACGGGACUGUCCUCAGCACCGCCAACUCCAUCAACUGGGCGCGUUUGUUACCACAGGUGGUCUAUCACUCCGCCGCCUACCUCAACCUUUGCAGAGGUGGAAUCAUUCAGUUCGGGGAUCCCAUCGAUGUGUCCAUCCCGACAGGCAACUUUGGCAACGCCUUGUCGGCCUUUUACGCCAAGCAGAUGGGGAUCCCUGUCAGAAAAAUCAUCUGCGCCUCCAACCACAAUUGCAUCAUCUCCGACUUCAUCAGCACGGGCGAGUACGACCUGCGGGGGCGCCGUCUGAUGCUCUCCCACUCACCUGCGAUCGAUAUUCUCAAGUCCUCCAACCUGGAGAGGUUCAUCCACCACGUCUCUGACGGCGACGGCCGCCUGGUUGCAUCUCUUUACGCAGGUUUGGAUGGAAACCAGCAUUUCCAGCUUCCGGAGUCUGUACUCAGCCGGAUGCGGCAAGAAGUGGAGGGCGGCUGGUGCUCGGAGGACGACUGCUUGUCUGGGAUCCGCAGCGUCCACUCGCAGACUGGCUACAUCAUAGACACGCACACAGCCGUGGCAAAAGUGGUGAGCGACCGGCUGCAUGACGGCUCCUGCCCCCUGGUGCUCUGCUCCACCGCUCACUAUGGAAAGUUUGCGCCUGCGGUGUUCAGAGCCCUGAAGUCCCGGGACAUCCCAGAGGACCCUGUGGAACAGCUGACCAAGCUGCAGUCCGCGGCGUCUGGACCAGAGCCGCACCAGCGCAUGAUGAACUGUCUCGCCGAGAGAGGCAGAUGCAGGCGUGCGGCCUGUGAAGCCGAUUAUGAAACGCUGGUGGAAGAAGUGGAGCAAAUGAUACAAGACUCGUUUCUGAGAGUCAUGUGACUUCAAAGAAAGUCAACGUUA